Molecule: messenger RNA, 1577 nt
Organism: Brassicogethes aeneus
Lineage: Eukaryota; Metazoa; Arthropoda; Insecta; Coleoptera; Nitidulidae
Source: the annotation of a GenBank genome assembly
CUUGUACUUGCGAACUGUUGCAACCAAAAAAAUCAAGUUUGUUGAUGUUUCUUUGACAAAAACCUUGUCAAUAAGAAAUUUCGAUUUUUCAAAAUUAAAAUUUUCGUGAACGGACUGACAACUGGCCGUCGGAACAUUUAAAUCAGCACCAAAAAUCCUAAGUAUACUAAAGGGGAUGGUUUAAUUUGAAUGGCUCACAAUAUUAUGUCCAGGAAAAAUUUAUGUAACAAUAAGAAAAAAGUGGGGCGUUUUCAAAAGACUACAACACGGCACAUAUGGCUACUCGACUCAGUCCCCGGAAUUCCGAAGUAAGUGCGUUAGAGCAGCGCGGCUAUCUGAUCGGAAAGAAAAUCGGACAGGGUUCGUAUGCCACCGUGCAUCUGGCCGACUAUGUUGACAGCACCGGGCCUAAGAAAAUGCGCCUAGCGUGCAAGAUUUUCGACAAGGAGAAAGCGCCGAGGGACUUUUUGGAAAAGUUUUUUCCGAGGGAGUUGGAAAUUUUGACGAAAAUCGAAAAUCCUCAUAUCAUACAAGUACACAGUAUCCUUCAGAGAGGACCUAGAGUUUUUAUUUUUAUGAGAUAUGCAGACAAUGGAGACUUACUAGACUUUAUUAAACGCAAUGGCGUCGUUCCUGAAAACCAAGCUAAGAUAUGGUUUAGACAGAUGGCAAGCGGUCUUCACUACCUGCACAGUAAAAACAUUGCUCAUAGAGAUUUAAAAUGCGAAAACAUCCUACUAUCGCGCCGAUUCAACGUUAAGCUGGCCGAUUUCGGUUUCGCACGAUUCUGCGUCGACGCAGACAAUAGAAGAAUACUGAGUCAAACUUACUGCGGAUCCGCCGCAUACGCGGCACCUGAAGUCGUCAACGGAACCCCGUACAACCCUAAACUUUCCGACGUUUGGUCUCUAGGAAUAAUCCUGUUUAUAAUGCUCAACGCUUCGAUGCCUUUCGACGACUCAAACCUGCGCAAGCUACUUAAAGACCAAAUGACCAAAAACUGGGUGUUCCGAUCAAGAGUGCGCGAUACGAUCUCCUCGGCGUCCAAGUCGUUGGUGCGCCACCUGUUGGAGCCCGAUCUAACUCUCCGCUUGACCCUGGAUAGAGUGAUCCAACACGAAUGGUUGCGCAUAAGAAGAGACCGGCCGUCGUCGCUGAUUGGCCGGUUGGUGCACUCGGCCCCGCAUAGCCAAAACGCAGUCCAGACAGCGCACGAAAAUGAGGUUGCCGGAGAUUUCCAAAAUCCGGAUAUCAAGAAGAGCGAGAUGAUGAUUGGUAUGUCGGAUAACUAGCUGCGGAGCUCAAUAAACACAGAACAACUGGUGUACUGAAAUGUAUGAUUUUGAAAGAUUAAAAAUAGUUCUGUUGAUUUUAUUGCAGCAUUUAUUAUUCUUGAAAAAAUAUUAGUAAAACUGUGUUGUCUGUGCAAAAAUUGUAGUGUAUUACAUUUACGUGUGUUGUUUUAUAAAAAUUUAAAUAUAAUAUUAACUGCUAAACGUUUCAAAAUUUUUGUGCCACAUUUUAACACAUUUGCAAAGAAAAUUAAUUAAUAUUUUUAAACAAAAAUUCUGAAAAGC